Molecule: messenger RNA, 615 nt
Organism: Alternaria triticimaculans
Lineage: Eukaryota; Fungi; Ascomycota; Dothideomycetes; Pleosporales; Pleosporaceae
Exons: 1
Coding region: 1-615 (204 amino acids)
Source: RefSeq, a predicted model, not a curated record
AUGAAGUUCACCGCCGCCGCCGCCAUCGCCUCCAUGGCCGCCAUCUCCUCCGCCCUUCCCCAGGCGUCCGUCUUCCCUCGCCCCGAAGCCGGCGACAUCUUCCGCCUGAUGUCCCUGCGCUCUGCCACCCCCAUCCAGUACGGCAAUGUGCAGGCCGCCAACGGCAGCCUCCUCAUCAACACCCCAUCCGAGAACAACAAGACCUGCGCCGUCAACGGCGACCGCGAGAACGUCACCAACGGCAUCAACUACGCCUCCUUCUCGCUCGACGAGGAGACCGGCAGCGUCUACAUCUACACCUUCAACCCCCCUCUCCAGCUCUACGUCGACCGCAGCGGCAUGGGCCAGGGCAACGUCCGCUACUCCACUGGUGUCCAGCCCAUCGGCAAGAACCAGGAGCGCGGCCCCUUCAAGAUCAACGACGACGGUGACCUUGUCUUCGCUGCUGGUGGUCUUUCCGGCGACAUUGGCUUCCAGGCCUGCCCCGGCGCUGUUGGCGGUGGCUGGAAGAUCUGGCUCUCUGGUACCGAGAAGCCUGCUGGCUCUGAGGGAUGCACUCCCUUCACCAUGAAGGCGCUCAAGGAGGAGACUACCUACAAGUGCCUCUACGCUUAG